AUAAACAGAGACAUAUUAUUGUGCAGCCAGAAAAAUUGUAUUUCUUAUUUCUAACACAAUACAUGUGAUAAAACAUUUUGGCAUGAUAACACUUUUUUAACACACACUAAAAGCAUAAUUGCACAACAUUUUUGGAAUCUAUUUUAUUGAUAAAUAAGCCUAUAAUGAAUAAUACACGAGCAUUUUAAUUAAACUUUUACGGACAACGUCAAAACCAACUGCCAUUAACAAACAAUAAUUCAUACUAUAUUGUGUAUAAAAAUCUGCAAUGAAGAACAAUCUGACAAUUUGGGCUUCAAAAUACAGCAGUUAACAUUUUAAGUAAAACUUUACAUUUGGAAGUUGGAAUAAAUGCAAACCACAAAAUAAAUACAAAACCAAAAAUUAUUCAUCAACAACAUAAAAAAAUGAACAAUAUAAUAUACAAUACAAAUAGAAAAAUGAACUGUGUGUUGCAAAAUGCUAUUUUAAUUACAACAAUUAACUAAUUGUUGCAAACAAAAGAACUAUCUACUACUCCUGCUAAUAAUAACAACAACUUGGACUGCAAACAAUGAGAGCAGUAAUUUGUAUUUUGCAUUCUUCCAGCUCAGUCAGACAUGGCUGCUUGUGCCUCAGUGCCAAUGUGUGAAUGUCAACACCCUGUAAACACCUUUGACACACAUGCUUGAAUGUGACGGGGCUCUGCUGACUGAAGUGAUCCCCGCGGGCCGAGCUCUGCACAGGAGGAGGAGAGGGAAGCUGCGGGAAGCGCUCCGCAGAUGCGUGCGUGCACUGCGCACGCGCGCGCUCUCCCAACUUCGCGCACUCACACAAUGUCCCUCUCACUCGUGGGUUGUGACCGGCCCAUGGCAUUGGCCAGAUGGCUUUUGGCCUCUCCUUCCUGCCCGCUGUCAUCGCGGCGGUUCCAGCGACCCGACAGCCCGGCCCAGUCGAUGUACUUGGCCGUAUCUGCGUGCGACCUGUCUGCCAUAUGUAAUAUCAAAGCCUCUGUCAGCACCGAGCUCAAUGGGAACAAAAGAGAGGCCUUCAUUAAUGAUUAACUGUUCUAAAAGCCCCGGCUUUUGUAUUCCCAUGGUGCCGAGGCUAUCUGGCCGCCAUGUGACAUGCUCGCAGCGUUUUUCGAGCAGAUUGGGGAAAGCUAGUGAGCAAACACAGGUGCUUUGGAGCGGCGUUGGCGACGCUGUCAGGGACAACCACAAACAAGAGCAGCUAUGCCUGGCUAAAUGAAUCCACCCUCCGCCUCCCCCAGACACCCCCCGCCCCCCGUCUCCCUGUCACCGUCUAACUUGUUUGCCAGGCCACACAGCCUUCCUUAUGGAGAGUCCCUACACCCCCCACCACACAAGUCCAACGUCCACCGCAACUUCUCACACCCUCCAAAGAAACAAACAAAUAAAAGUGAGGACGGCCGACUGCUUCUUUGAGGUGAUGGCAUUUGCGGCGGUCUUGACUAGUGGAAGAGCAAACAAAUUAACGGUGUUCGAGUUUUCACUUUCCAAACCAAACUAAAUGUCUUUUAGUUCAAGUGGGGCAAUUCCACUGACCCCGGUGUCAACCGCUUGUGUAAGGACUCGCACGCUCAUGCACUUGAAAUGACCAGAACAAAAUUACGCGGGACUCGAGUACGACUGCACACAAAGCGGGUGAAUUAAUACACGGCAAAGUGACAAGUCACAAACGGAUCUUAAGGAACAAGUAUUGAUACUGACUUUAACUGAGAAUGUGCAGCAAUUAAUAUUUUCCUCCAGAGUGACUUGAUUGUUCACCCUGACUGAGCUCCUAUGUCGCUCUUUACUUUGAUAAGACAAUCUGAUGAUAGGAUGGCGUUAUCUUAACACGGCUUUCCGCCUGGGAGACAAAUGAACAAAGUGUGAUAACGGGAACAAAAGCUCACCUCUUAUUGGCCCAAGCGGCCUCCCGAUGGAAAAAUCACCAGCGUGAAAAAUUCACAUUUUCAUUUUUGUUCCUGGGCCUUUUAAAAUCACUCACACGUUUAUAAUGUCUCUCUUUGGUGUUUUAAUUUCAUGCGCUGCAAUUAACCGAGCCUAUAAAGCAUUUAUUGUCUGGAAAGAUGAUAAAAACGUACUUAAACAAACAUUUGGAAUAAACAGCUGAGGAAAUUAAGUUGUAAACACAAGGAAGAAUGAUGUGCAAUUAGAUCAUGAGACCUCAGUAAAACUAUAACGAGAGAAUAAAAUUGCUGUUAGUUUGUGAAACAAGAAAAGAUGCACAAAAAAGUAAUUCACUUCCAUCUUGACUUCUGCUGCUCACAAUUUUCAAUUCGCUCACAGUCAGAGGUGAGGGCAAAGUCUGGGUUUUGUUUGCUCUAUUCCCGUAAAAUAAAUGGAAGAACUCCUGCACUAAAAACUUGUAAAAAUGAAAACAAUGAUUUGCUA
Syngnathus typhle (broad-nosed pipefish) is the source of this 2399-nucleotide messenger RNA. RefSeq lists its product as uncharacterized. The record is from RefSeq and is a predicted model, not a curated record. Bases 664 to 1230 code for a protein of 188 amino acids. NCBI's taxonomy places the organism in Eukaryota, Metazoa, Chordata, Actinopteri, Syngnathiformes, Syngnathidae. The transcript is spliced from 3 exons.